AUGGCAAAAAAAACCCAACCCCGACGGGAAAAACCCGAUUCCCAAAGUUUUUGGGUCGGAUCAGGUUGCUCUUAUCGGGUAUCGGGUCAUUAUCAGGCUCGCACCAACUAUAGCAAGCAGGGAAUGGAUGUGUUCCUAAUUGAGGAAGAAAAUCAUAAAUAUGAAGAAAGAUUGGGUAGGAAAAUGUGUGGAGGACUAAUUAAGGAAAUUGAGACAGGGCAUAUGGAUGAGGAUGACCAUGAGGCUGAGGAUGUUGAUGUUGAUGUAAAUGAGGAUGACCUUAGCAGCCCUCGUUUUUUCAAAAAGGAUAAUGGACCUGAUGUCGACAUGGGUGAGAAUGUAAGUUUGGGUGAGCCUUUGAAAGAAGUCGAUGACAAUGAAGAUGUUUAUCCUGAGUUGCCAAAUAUUUUCAAUGAAAGUUACACUAGAAGGAGCAGGAACCUGUGUUAA
Messenger RNA from Lactuca saligna, 450 nucleotides. Lineage: Eukaryota; Viridiplantae; Streptophyta; Magnoliopsida; Asterales; Asteraceae. The record is from the annotation of a GenBank genome assembly.